Molecule: messenger RNA, 3614 nt
Organism: Oncorhynchus kisutch (coho salmon)
Lineage: Eukaryota; Metazoa; Chordata; Actinopteri; Salmoniformes; Salmonidae
Gene: fkbp5
Product: FKBP prolyl isomerase 5
Exons: 11
Coding region: 432-1811 (459 amino acids)
Molecular function (GO): peptidyl-prolyl cis-trans isomerase activity; protein binding
Source: RefSeq, a predicted model, not a curated record
GUCAGGGUGUCUGCUAGAACAGUGUGUCCUCAUCAGAGCGCAGCUUCAGUACUACCGGAACAUUGUGUUACUUUCUGGCUACUUUCCAAGGCCUGUUCGUAUUUUUUUACACUAAACCGCCCUCCCCUCGUAGUUCCCUCCGCCUUCUUCCUAGUGUCAUUUCAAUUCUCCUCUCCUUAGGGCUCACACUCGCGUUUUGAUCUUCACUAAUGUCGGGGGUUUUGAGUGUAAACAACUGCCGGCAGAACAUUCAGUACCCUGUUUUGUUAUGAGAGGGCGGGUUUGAAAUCAGCAGCAUAGCGUGCUUACUUGCGUUGCAGAGCUAGCGGGGAUAUACCGGCUGAAGUUAGCACGAAAGCAGCACACGAGCAAUCAAAAGAGAGAAAAGACAAAAGAUAAAUAGGGUUAGAGUGGCAUUCUCAGGUGCAGAUAUGACCACAGAUAAGGAUCAGUCCAUGGAUGACCAGUCUCCUGCUGUGGUCUUUGCCGUUAAGGGCAUUGACGUCACUCCUAACAAAGACGAGGGAGUUCGCAAGGUGGUGAAAAAACAGGGAGAGGAUGGGGACAGACCCAUGAUCGGGGACAAGGUAGCAGUGCACUACACUGGCAAACUUCUCAAUGGGAAGAAGUUUGACUCCAGUAUGGACCGCAAGAAACCCUUCAUCUUCAAUCUGGGAAAAGGUCAGGUGAUUAAGGGCUUGGAUAUUGGUGUGUCCUCUAUGCAGAGAGGAGAGGUGUGCAUGCUCCUCUGCAAACCAGAAUAUGCUUAUGGUUCAGCUGGAUGCCUCCCCAAAAUACCUCCCAAUGCCAUGCUACAGUUUGAGGUGGAGCUGCUGAGCUUCAAAGGGGAGGUGCUGACGGACGAUGGCGGCAUCACGAGGAGGAUAAAGGUCAAAGGGGAAGGUUAUAAUAGUCCCAAUGAUGGAUCAACUGUCCACGUGCACUUGGAGGGUCGCUGUGGAGAGCGUCUGUUUGACUCCAGGAACGUGCACUUCGUUGUGGGCGAGUCAGAGGACAUGGGUGUUCCUCUGGGUGUAGACAGAGCCAUGGAGAAGAUGCAGAAAGGAGAAUGCUGCAUGCUCUACUUAAAACCCAAGUAUGGCUUUGGGAAAGAUGGUAGAGCACAGCAUAAGAUUGGACCAAACUCAGACCUGAUGUAUGAAGUGACUCUAAAUGACUUUGAGAAGGCCAAAGAAUCCUGGGAAUUGGAUCUAAAGGAGAAACUGGAUUUGUCUGCUAGAGCCAAACAGAAAGGGACCCAAUAUUUCAAGGCAGGGUGUUUCCUGCAGGCGGUGGUCCAAUACCAGCGUAUUGUGUCGUGGCUCGAGAUGGAGUUUGGUGUAGGGAAGGAACAGCAGCAGACGAUCCAGAACUUCCUACUGGUCGCCCAGCUCAACCUGGCAAUGUGCUACCUGAGGCUGAGAGAGUAUGCACUGGUUGUGGAGAACUGCAACAAGGUGAUCGAAUUGGAUGGGAAGAAUGAGAAGGCUCUGUACCGGCGUGGGGAGGCUCGUCUCUUCCGUAAUGAGUUCAGCCUGGCCAUGUCUGACUUUAAACUGGUGCUGCAGGUCAACCCCUCCAACCGGGCGGCACACGGUCAAGUCUCUAUCUGUCAAUGCAAAAUCCGGGAACACCAUGAAAGGGACAAGAAGAUCUAUGCCAACAUGUUCCAGAAGUUUGCUGAACAUGACGUCAAGGCAGGGAAGGGGAAGAGGAGGAGGGGGGAGGACAGUGGAGUGAUGAACGAGAACCAUCAAGUGGCAAUUAAGAGACGCCGCAGGAGUCAGGACCACGGCCAGGACUGUCCUUGAUGCUCCAGAGGAGGCCAGGGGGGCAGGUCUUCCCUCGCUACGCACACAGAGGCAGGGACCAGACGGGGCCAGACCACACCCCUCCACCCUGACCUCAUCAUCCCCUACCUACCCCCCACCAUAUGUGCUGUCCCCUGCACGACAGACAGGGGGCGUGAGUGAGUGGGGAAGGCUGCAGGCCAAACAGCAUUCCUUCUUUCAGUCCUUAACAUGGAAUCCAGUCCAGGUCUAGUCCUGGAACCUCUUGCGUUGCACAAUGCCUCCAAAUGCACACCUCAACUUAACUCAAACCCACAGUCUGCAUUCUGAUGUUGAUAAUCAAAUAUCAUUUUGCCAUUGCAUUUUCUCGUUUGGCACAAUACAGAUGAGCAACAGGUAUCAUUCUAUUUUGGUAGCUUCAAUCUAUUGGUUGAGUUGGCUGGGGUUGCCUUGCACCUUGUGCUUAGUCACAAUUGUAAUCCUCAAUAUACAUAAUUUGGCAAUGUGGAAGUGGUGACACUGUGCCACUAUAACAGACAAAACAGCCGGCGUCAUCGUCACUUAAUUGUCAUAACACCCACAGUCCCAGAAGACUACUUAUGUUAAGACAAUGAGUCAUACAGUAUAUUUGCAGUGACUGAAGAACCCCCCCACUCUUUACUCUUGAACAUGGAGAAUUAACAAGUACAGGCUCAUCCCAGAUAGACCCUUGCAUGGUACAGAUGCUACAUUCUGUGUGGGCUACUCUCGUUGACUGCCCAAAUCAAUGCAAGUCCAAUAAUGAAGCUUUAAGUCUCAGCCCUCCAAGCUGCUGUCCAGUCCUCUCUGACUUCAACCUUGCGUUCCUCCUCCUGGACAAAUGCUUUUUUCACAGUACACCGUUUGAAUUUAAAUUAUGUGACUGAUAAUAUCUAGGGCAGGUUUUUAUUUAACCUUUAUUUUGACAGGGAGUCAUGAAGUUCUCUUCCUCCUCAGUCCUGGAAUGGGUGGCUGUACUGUCUGACUUGUCUUAUUUCCUUUUAAUAAAAGAGUGUUAAAUUAUGGACAAGGAUGCACCUCGAUCUUCAGCUAAGAUUGUAAAAUCACCGAUGUUGUCUUUUAAUGAACAAUAACACUCAAUGACGCCUUGGAUCAAAUCUGGGCUUUCAUUUUUUUGCAUUCAUUGGACAUCUGCCCCUGGUUGUCUUCAUGAUUUUAUAAUUGUUAAACAAAAUAAGGGAGGCUUAUGCUCUCAAUAUAAAAAGAAGCCAUUGACUCCUUGUGUGUGUAUGCUUUUUUUAUUGAAACGUAUCUGUUUAAUUUAAAAUGUAUCUCUGUACCCAACACUAUUUAUUGGGGGUAGUUAACCCACAGUAAUGCCACAAGGUUAGGAUUUAAGUGUAGUGUUGCCAGGACUAGAUAUCACAGCAUGUAAACCUUAUCAAGAGUUUCUAUGUUAAUAACAUCCAUAAUAUUUGUUCACCAAUGCUCUGGAUACAAAUUACCUGCUUCUAUUCAUACUGACCCAACUAUGAAUGUUAUUGGACUACACUGAGCGUUAGACAUAAGAGUCUUACAGUGUUAUAAUACUAUAUGCACCACAUACUGUACAGAAUCCGUUGUAAGUGUUAUAAACAUGACACAGAUGGUAUUGAAUUAGAUUUUUUUUAUUUAACCUUUAUUUAACUAGACAAGUCAGUUAAGAACAAAUUCUUCUUUACAAUGACUGUCUACCCCGGACAACGCAGGGCCAAUUGUGCGCCGCCCUAUGGGACUCCCAAUCAUGGCUGGAUGUGAUACAGCCUUGAAUCUAUGUUUCAACAAAUUAAUAAAGGGAUACUUUGG